This is a messenger RNA of Linum tenue, 3022 nucleotides long. The record is from the annotation of a GenBank genome assembly. NCBI's taxonomy places the organism in Eukaryota, Viridiplantae, Streptophyta, Magnoliopsida, Malpighiales, Linaceae.
AACCAAAUCCAUUUGAUCACCCAGGAAAAUGAGAACACCAAGGUUCCCUUCACCAUGGAAAAUCCUUGCUGCUGCAAUGUUCCUGCUAGUCCUCACUUCUCGAUCGACAUGGAUCGUAUGGCUUCCAAGCAGUCCAUCUUCAACUGGUACCCAAAACAUUGUCACCACUAACAACAUCAGUACUACUGUCAACAUCAUCCCAACCAAAGGACAUGGAUUCCCUCCAGUUCUAGCCUUCUGGAUAUUUGGUAGCGCUGGAGACUCGAAGAGGAUGUCGAGGCUGCUGAAUUCGGUCUACCAUCCCAGGAACCAGUACCUGAUGGAACUUGAUGCAGAGUCCUCUGAUGGGGAGCUUGCUGAUUUGGCAGUGUGGGUUGAAUCCCAGUCUGUAUUUGCAACCUUUGGUAACGUCAAUGUCGUUGGCAAGAAGAGCUUUGGUGUUAACCAGAUGGGUGCCUCGGCUCUUGCUGCAAUGCUCCAUGCUGCUGCUGUGCUGAUGAGGUUGAGCCCACAUUGGGAUUGGUUUGUCAAUUUGAGCCCUGAUGACUACCCACUUGUCACUCCUGAUGACUUGCUGCAUGCCCUCAGCUCCUUGCCAAGAGAUCUCAAUUUCGUCCAUUACACGAAUUCCACUGACUGGAAAGAGAAAGACAAGAAGAACCAAAUAGUGGUGGAUCCAAGCUUACAUCUGCAAAAGGGCAGCUACCUUUACUAUGCUGUAGAGCAACGAGACGCGCCUGAUGCUUUCCAGAUAUAUGGAGGUUCUCCUAGGGUGAUUCUGACAAGGAACUUCCUGGAGUACUGUGUGCAAGGUUGGGACAAUCUCCCUAGGAAACUGCUGAUGUACUUCACCAACACAGCCUACCCACUAGAGUCCUACUUCCACACUGUCCUCUGCAACUCCCCUGACUUCCAAAACGCGACAGUUUUGGACUCCGAUUUGAGGUACAACAUCAUCGUCGAUGGGAGCGAUCUGCAGUACACGGACAUGUUGGACAGUGGAGCAGUGUUUGUCCGAGGAUUCAGAGGUGGAGAUAGAGAGGACCGGGUGAUUCGAGACAAGGUUGAUGAUGCUGUCUUCAAGGGGCGAAGGUCGUGGCAAUGGUGCCUGUCAGAAGGUGGAGGGAGUACAAAGGAUGAUGAUGCUGAUAUGUGUUCAUCAAGUUGGGGGAACAGCAGCAGCAGUAUCAUUGAUGUUGUGAAGGCAGGGGCUUAUGGGGACUUGUGGAAGGAGUUCUCGAACUCUGACACUGCAAGAAAGGUGGUGAAGCUGAAGGCCUUUGAUAAGUUUGACAACACGGCUGAUGCUUUGGAGGCAGCAACCAAAAUCAUCGACGGCUCAACCACUAAAAGCCUGCGAAAAUUCCUGAAAACUCACUGUGAGGGCGAGAAAUUGGCUGUGGCUGACUCGAAGCUGGGAAAUGCAAUCAAGGAGAAAUUGAAAAUCGACUGUGUGCACAACAAUGGUGUCAUGGAGUUGAUGAGAGGCGUGAGGAGCCAGUUGGAAGAACUUAUAGCUGGUCUAGGGAGCCAAGAUUUAGCACCAAUGAGCCUCGGUUUGUCUCAUAGCUUGUCUAGAUACAAGCUGAAGUUUAGCCCUGACAAGGUCGAUACAAUGGUUGUUCAUGCUAUUGGCGUGCUUGACGACCUUGACAAGGAGCUUAACAGGCUUGCAAUGAGCCUCAGGGAAAUUUACGGUUGGCAUUUUCCAGAGCUCGCCAAGAUUGUUAAUGACAACGUUGUCUAUGCUAAAGCUGUGAAGUUGAUGGGUUUCCGUGAGAACGCUGCAAAACUUGAUUUCUCCGAGAUAUUACCUGAGGAGGUCGAGGAAGAAGUGAAGGAAGCAGCCAAGAUAUCGAUGGGGAGUGAAAUGGACGAAUAUGACAUGGCAAAUAUAAUGGAGCUCUGCAACAGGGCCUUGUCUCUAGCCGAAUACAGGCCUCAACUGUACGACUACCUGAAAAGUAGGAUGAACGCCGUUGCACCUAAUUUGACAGCUCUGGUUGGAGAGCUUGUUGGAGCUCGGCUGAUUGCCCAUGCAGGCAGCUUGAUGAAUCUCGCCAAGCAGGCAGGGAGCACUGUCCAGAUUCUCGGAGCAGAGAAGGCCCUAUUCAGAGCUCUAAAGACGAAGCACGCCACACCUAAAUACGGGCUGAUCUACCAUGCAUCCCUCGUUGGCCAAGCAGCACCUAAGCUGAAAGGGAAGAUUUCGAGGUCGCUUGCUGCUAAAGCUGCUCUUGCCAUUCGAUGUGAUGCUCUUGGAGAUGGCGGCCAAGAUAACUCCGUCGGACUAGAGAACCGUCUUAAGCUGGAAGCGAGGCUGAGGAGUCUCAAGGGCGAGGAAUCGGGACGUUCUGCAGGUUCAGUUAAGGGGAAGCCGAAGAUCGAAGUCUAUGAUAAGGAUAGAAAGAAGGGAGGAGCAGCUGGAAUGACCUAUAAUCCUUCUACUGAUGCUGUUCUCGAACAAACACCGAAAUCAGUUGGAGAGGAGACGGUCGAGAUGAAGAGGAAGAUUGAUGAGGAAGCUCCUGCUACUGAAGAGAAGAAAGCCUUUUCUUUGGACAAGAAGAAGAAAAAGAGCAAAGAUGUUGAAGCUACUGAAGUCACAAAUGGAGAUGCUGAUGGUAAUAAGAAGGAGAAGAGGGAUAAGAAGAAGAAAGAAGCUGAAGCUGGACAGACUGAUGCUGUUGAAGAUGGUGUGAAGAAGAAGAGUAAGAGGAAGCGGUCUUCUGAGUUGGAGGAGGAAGCAACAGAGAGUCAUACUAGCAAGAAGAAAAAGAAGAAUCAAGUUAAAGAAUGAGUAAGAACUAAGAAUGUGUGGGACACUUUUUUUUACGGAAAGUGCUCCUAGGAGAGGGAUAAUAUGGUUAUGUCAUUCGGAUGGUAAGUAGGACUAAUGAGUUUCAUUAGGGAGAUUUUUUGUGGUUUGAAAUCGCAUGAUCUGCUUGAAGGGAUUUUUCAUUUCAUUUUAUUUGUGGGUGAUAAAGGACCUAUAUUAUUAGAAUACUAAUCAAGGUUAAGA